This is a messenger RNA of Daldinia childiae, 660 nucleotides long. RefSeq names its product PRKR-interacting protein 1. Gene Ontology annotation, molecular function: protein kinase binding; double-stranded RNA binding; protein kinase inhibitor activity. The record is from RefSeq and is a predicted model, not a curated record. The transcript has a single exon. Gene Ontology annotation, cellular component: nucleolus. NCBI's taxonomy places the organism in Eukaryota, Fungi, Ascomycota, Sordariomycetes, Xylariales, Hypoxylaceae. Gene Ontology annotation, biological process: negative regulation of protein kinase activity. The coding region runs from base 1 to 660 and encodes 219 amino acids.
AUGUCAGGCGAGGGCCCCGAAAGCAUCCCGACGUCCGCGGACCCGCGCUCCAAGCGUCCUACCAAGAAGCGCGCCCUGACGCCCGUCUCAGCCCAAGCCAACGUCGUAGAAGCGCUCUUCUCCAAACCCGACCAAGAGAUCCGGAUCCCCGACGCGUCUGCGGUGUCGCGCAAGCGAGACCUGCCGCCGCCCCCGGAGAUCGUGACCAACGUCCAGGGAUCAAGCGCGGGAGCUGGCUCGGGCGAGUUCCACGUGUACAAGGCGAGCCGGCGGCGCGAGUACGAGCGGCUACGGCGCAUGGACGAGGAAGUGUCGCAGGAGAAGGCCAAAGAAGAGUUUGAGAAGAGCCGCGAGGAGAGGGAGAAGCGCGACGAUGAGAAGACGAGGAGGAAUAGGGAGAAGCGCGAGAAAGCUAAGGCGAGGAAGGCCAAGGUUAAGAAUGGUAGUGGUGGUGGCGGUGCGGCGGAAAAGAAAGAUGAUGGUGGUAAUAAGCCUGUGGCUACCGUUGCACCGUUAUCAAAAGGUGUCAAGGCUAGGGCUGAUGCGAAGAAGGACGAUACGGUAGAGACGGAGAAGAAGACGAGUGGUGAGACGCCUGCAAAAGAGGAUGAUGAUGCGCCGGUAGAGGAGCCGAAGGGUAUCGUUAUCGAGGAAGAUUGA